GGGGCGGGCCGGGUGCUGCGCUGCCCGGCAGCCGGGUUAGUCCCGCGGGUAAACAACACCGCUGUGGAGUUACCCGGUUAUCCGCAAAAGUCAGGUUUGGGCUCUGGGUUUCGUUGUUGUCGUCUUCAGGGGAGAUUGUCGUCCGGAAAACCCGCCUUGACCCCAGGAAAAACAAAAUGAAGGAACAAGUGUCAAACAGUACAGCCAGUAUAUUUCAAGCCAGGAAAACUGUGGAGCAAUUAAAAAUGGAAGCAUACAUGGAUAGGAUGAAGGUAUCCAAGGCUGCAGCAGAUUUAUUGGCAUAUUGUGACGCUCAUAUUGCAGAAGAUCCCCUUAUUAUUCCAGUGCCUGCAUCUGAAAAUCCCUUUAGGGAGAAGAAACUCUUUUGUACUAUCCUUUGAAUCAGUUUGCAAUUAAAAAUGUCUUCUGCUAAAUUUGGUGUCAGUGUUGCAUGCUUUUUAGUUUUUGCAUUGUUUAUUUCUGCAAAUGUCAAUACUUAGCCUAUAACUACAAAUUUU
Messenger RNA from Calypte anna (Anna's hummingbird), 518 nucleotides. It is a transcript of the gene GNG4, whose product is annotated as G protein subunit gamma 4. The record is from RefSeq and is a predicted model, not a curated record. NCBI's taxonomy places the organism in Eukaryota, Metazoa, Chordata, Aves, Apodiformes, Trochilidae. Gene Ontology annotation, biological process: G protein-coupled receptor signaling pathway. The transcript has 3 exons. Bases 177 to 401 code for a protein of 74 amino acids. Gene Ontology annotation, cellular component: heterotrimeric G-protein complex. Gene Ontology annotation, molecular function: G-protein beta-subunit binding.